Papaver somniferum (opium poppy) is the source of this 2546-nucleotide messenger RNA. Its product is annotated as putative pentatricopeptide repeat-containing protein At5g40405. Lineage: Eukaryota; Viridiplantae; Streptophyta; Magnoliopsida; Ranunculales; Papaveraceae. The record is from RefSeq and is a predicted model, not a curated record. Gene Ontology annotation, molecular function: protein binding; RNA binding. The transcript has a single exon. Gene Ontology annotation, biological process: RNA modification. Bases 1 to 1689 code for a protein of 562 amino acids.
AUGUCUUCUUCUUUGAAAACUUUAACCAAACACCCAACAAUAUCUCUAGUGGAUUCAUGUACAAAUCUUAAACUAAUCAAACAAAUUCACACCCAGCUCUUAGUUAAUGGUAUCCUUGGUAAUUCUGUUUAUCUAAGUCAAUUUACUUCUUCCAUAGCACUGAAUCAGACUCAAUCAGAUGAUAAUCUUAACUAUGCAAAUGAAAUCCUUAAUCAAACCGAAUAUCCAACAAUCUUCACUUUAAAUUCCAUGAUUAGAGCUUAUUCUAGAAGCCCUUUUCCUCGACGUAGUUUUCAUUACUAUAAUCAAAUUCUUCAAUCUCAAAUUUUUUCACCUGAUAAUUACACAUUUAAUUUCAUGGUUAGAAGUUGUACCCAGAUUUGUGAAUCACCUGAGAUUGGGUUUUCCAUUCAUAGUGCUAUAGUCAAAUAUGGGUUUGAAUUAGACCCACAUGUUCAAAGUGGAUUAAUUCAUAUGUAUUCCGAAUUUGGGAUUCUGGGUUCUUGUUUAAGUAUCUAUUCAACGUUAUUUGAACCGGAUUUGGUUUCUCAAACUGCAAUGGUGAGUGCUUGUGCAAAAUCUGGUGAAGUGCAUAUUGCUCGAGAAAUGUUUGAUAAAAUGCCCGUGAGGGAUUCCAUUGCUUGGACUGCAAUGAUUUCAGGGUACGCUCAAUCGGGAAGGUCAAGAGAGGCGUUACGUUUGUUUCGUAUAAUGUUAUCUGAAGAUGUGAAAGUUAAUGAAGGUACAUUGGUGUCUGUUUUAUCGGCUUGUUCUCACUUAGGAGCAUUGGAUCAAGGGAGAUGGGUUCAUGUGUAUAUGGAAAAAAACAAUGUCCGUAUGACAGUAACACUAGGGACUGCUCUAGUGGAUAUGUAUUCAAAGUGCGGGAAUAUGUGUAAAGCAGUGGAAGUCUUUGAGAAGAUGAGGGAGAAAAAUGUGUAUACUUGGAGUAGUUUCAUGAAUGGAUUAGCCAUAAAUGGAUUUGGAAUUGAAUGUAUUGAAAUGUUUGAUCUCAUGAAAAAAGAAGGGGUUCAACCUAAUGACGUCACAUUUGUAUCGGUUUUACGUGGGUGUAGUGUAGCUGGUUUAGUUGAAGAAGGUAUCAAGCAUUUUGAUUCGAUGUCUAACUUUUAUGGACUUGAACCUCGGCAGGAGCAUUAUGGUUGUGUGGUUGAUUUAUAUGGAAGAGCUGGAUAUUUAGAAGAUGCCAUAAAUUUCAUUCAGGGUAUGCCGAUAAAACCUCAUGCGGCUGCUUGGGGUGCUCUGCUAAAUGCCUGUAAUAUCCAUGGGAACUUGAAGUUGAGUGAGUUAGCAUCGAGAAAACUAGUUGAGUUAGAGUGUAAAAACGAUGGUGCAUAUGUGAACUUAUCAAAUAUAUAUGCAGAAUCCAGUGAGUGGGUUAAAGUAAGUAAUGUGAGGAAGUUAAUGAAGAAUGCUGGGGUGAAGAAAAUUCCUGGUUGUAGUGUUAUAGAAGUUAAUGGUGAAGAUCACGAGUUUUUGGUUGGGGAUGAAACACACCCUAGAUACGGUGAAAUUAAAGUCAUGAUGGGUGAGAUUGCAAGGCGAUUAAGAUUACCAGGUUAUGUUGCUAAUCCUAAUCCUGUUUCAUUUGACAUGGAAGAAGAGGAGAAUUAUAAUUUUUUGGUAAAUGGACUUGAUCAACCAAGAAACUACAAAGACUUCACAUAAAGGGUAAAGCUUUCCCACUACUACGUUUUAUGUAGAAGUUGAAUGAUUCUAGGGGGAUUGGUUAUCCAUGUGGCUUAUAUAACUUUGUGGAGUUGACAGAUAUAGUUUUAUGUAGAAGUUGAAUGAUGCUCAAAGUGGGUGGAUUGACCGUUACACAGCUGGAUACACGAAUUAAAAUCACUCCCAAUGGAAGAACGAGUUAUGUUGCUGAGCGAGCAAAAGAGCUUCCUUGGCGUUCCAAAAAAUUUACAUAAUGAUGUGACAGAAUCCCAUCCUCUUCAUGAAUGAGUGUUCCUACACCUGCAGACAUUAGAGGACCCCAUGAAAUAUGUUGGGUAUGGUUAGCGUGAAAGGAUUCAGCUGAUUUGGCUACUGCUCUGUGAAGCACACGAUUAAGUGGAUCGUAAGGUUUAUGGAGGUACAGCAUGUCAUUCAGAGAUAACCAAAUCUCCCACAAAAAAAAAAAACCCUCUGCAAUGCAAUGUGAAUUCGAGGUUUCAAGAGAAAAUUAUUGACAUUUCAUUCGAGAGGCAGUGUCACCAUUGCGAGCGCAGUUAAUUCUGUGUGGUAAGUUCCCCCAUAUGAGAAACAAACUCUUCGUGUAGUUGGCACAAUAGACAAUUUGGAUCAAUAUCAAGACCCUGCUCCAAUUAUUCUGUGUGGUAAGUUCCCAUAAGCAAGCAACUGAUGAAAUUGUUACUAUGUUGCAGAGCAGCGAUGCCGUAAAUGUUUCAGUUAAAAUUAGCACUGCCAACUUCUGGUAGCAUAGCAUGUUGUAAGCAAUUUUUACAGUGGGUUGCCAGUUUUAUUAUACGAGAAAUUAUAUCCGUCAUUAAUCAACUAAUCCAACUGUGUAC